Molecule: messenger RNA, 1018 nt
Organism: Nilaparvata lugens (brown planthopper)
Lineage: Eukaryota; Metazoa; Arthropoda; Insecta; Hemiptera; Delphacidae
Gene: kri
Product: uracil phosphoribosyltransferase homolog
Exons: 6
Coding region: 204-881 (225 amino acids)
Source: RefSeq, a predicted model, not a curated record
UGCGCUUUCAAUCAGCUGGUCAAUGCACUCUUCAAAGACGCAAGACCAUUCAUUCAAUUCAUUUUUUCAUUCCAAUUCAAGGAAGUGAGUAAACGUAAUCAAUCAAAACUGACAAGUAUGUUCUAAUUUUACGCCAAUUUGCAGUUAAUAGUAGAUAAUGGUUCAAGCUUCUUGGUGAAAUAGUAUUUUUGAUUUACUGAAUCAUGGGUAGUGUUGAAGAAAUCUCAAAAUUCAAUGAACAAAAACACGUCGAGUUUCUGGAUGAGUAUGGUCCGAAUUUGAAAACAUUGCCAGUUACCGACCAAGUAAAGGAGCUGCAAACUAUUAUUCGUGACAGAAACACAACGAGGAGCGACUUCAAGUUCUAUGCAGACAGACUGAUUAGGCUAGUGAUAGAAGAAUCUCUGAACCAGCUUCCGUUCACGAAAUGCGUGAUCACCACACCGACCGGAUCCUACUACAAUGGCCUCAAGUACGAGAGAGGCAACUGCGGAGUCUCCAUUGUUCGCAGUGGAGAAGCUAUGGAGCAAGGUUUGCGAGACUGCUGCCGUAGCAUUAGAAUCGGCAAGAUUCUAGUCGAGUCGGACGCAGAUACGCAUGAAGCACGGGUCGUUUAUGCGAGGUUUCCCGAGGAUAUUGCAGCACGGAAAGUGCUCUUGAUGUAUCCGAUCAUGAGUACAGGCAACACAGUGAUCAAGUCUGUGACAGUUCUAAUGGAGCACAAUGUACUGGAGGAGAACAUAAUUCUCUCCAACCUUUUCUGCACACCGUUCGCUGCCAAAAGUAUUAUAUCUGCAUUUCCACAGAUGACGAUUCUGACGUCAGAGGUGCACCCAGUCGCUCCCAACCAUUUCGGUCAGAAGUAUUUCGGCACAGAUUGAGUUCCUUUUUUGAAAAAAAAACUUUUCUAUCAAGUAUUAUGUUAUUUGUAUUCUGCUACUGGCAGCCCAGCUCCAAACACUGUAAAAAUAUCUUAGAAAGUUGAUGUUAUUUUAAAAUAAAACGCAAUUUGAAGUAA